This is a messenger RNA of Closterium sp. Naga37s-1, 1812 nucleotides long. The record is from the annotation of a GenBank genome assembly. NCBI's taxonomy places the organism in Eukaryota, Viridiplantae, Streptophyta, Zygnematophyceae, Desmidiales, Closteriaceae.
AUGGGUCCCCCUACCCCACCCCAUCUCCCUCAUUCUUUCUCCUUCUCACCCCUACCUCCCCCAUUCUGCCGCUCGCGCCAUCCAGAAGCCCGACACGUCAGCGCUGCCGAAGCUGCUGUAGCUGCUGGGAGCGGCGAUGGCGGCGGCGGGGAAGCUGACGGAGGGGAAGCGCACGGACGCGUACAACCCCGUGAAGGCCGUCGCCGAGAGCGUCGCCGCGCUCACAUCCUCUCCACCUACCGCAACACGGAGGGGGGAGAAGCGCACGUGGAGUGGGCGCGCGCACUAAAGGAGCUGUACACCCAGGGAUUAAAGGAGUACAUUAAGAAGUUCCACGUCACCGGACCCUCCUGGUCCGCCUCAGGCCUCGACCUCCCUGCCUAUCUCUCCUCCGCCCCCUCCGCCGCCCCAGCUCCCUCCCGCGGAGGUCCCCCGCCACCUCCGCGCGGGGCCCCUCCCCUGCCUCCGCCCCCAGCUGCGUCAGCGGGCGGGGGGGGCGGAGGGGGCGGGGGCGCGGACAUGUCGAAAGUGUUUUCCGAGCUCAACAAGGGCGAGGCCGUCACUGCCGGCGAGCUCAACAAGGGCGAGGCCGUCACUGCCGGCGAGCUCAACAAGGGCGAGGCCGUCACUGCCGGCGAGCUCAACAAGGGCGAGGCCGUCACUGCCGGCGAGCUCAACAAGGGCGAGGCCGUCACUGCCGGCGAGCUCAACAAGGGCGAGGCCGUCACUGCCGGCGAGCUCAACAAGGGCGAGGCCGUCACUGCCGGCGAGCUCAACAAGGGCGAGGCCGUCACUGCCGGCGAGCUCAACAAGGGCGAGGCCGUCACUGCCGGCGAGCUCAACAAGGGCGAGGCCGUCACUGCCGGCGAGCUCAACAAGGGCGAGGCCGUCACUGCCGGCGAGCUCAACAAGGGCGAGGCCGUCACUGCCGGCGAGCUCAACAAGGGCGAGGCCGUCACUGCCGGCGAGCUCAACAAGGGCGAGGCCGUCACUGCCGGCGAGCUCAACAAGGGCGAGGCCGUCACUGCCGGCGAGCUCAACAAGGGCGAGGCCGUCACUGCCGGCGAGCUCAACAAGGGCGAGGCCGUCACUGCCGGCGAGCUCAACAAGGGCGAGGCCGUCACUGCCGGCGAGCUCAACAAGGGCGAGGCCGUGAACAACAUCACGCUAGACAAGUGCACCAAGACUGCUGUCGUCUUCCAGGACGUGCUGGCAGCGUGUGAGGUGGUGAAAUGCAGCGGAGUGGAGAUUCAGUGCCAGGGCACAGCGCCCACGCUGGCAGUGGACAACACGAGCGGCUGCCAGCUGUACCUGGCUGGCACAGCGCUGGCAGCCGCCAUCACCACCGCCAAGUCGUCCGAGAUCAACGUGCUCGUGCCCGGCCCCGAUGCUGAGACUCCCUGGGUAGGCAGGGAUGGGGCGGACAAGUGGGUAGGGGUGGUGAGGGACAUGGGUAGGGGUGGUGAGGGACAUGGCCCAUCCUUCCUCCCUCAUUCCUUCCGAAGGGGUGGGACAGAUGGGGAGGGACAGAUGGGGAGGAACAGAUGGGGAGGAACAGAUGGGGAGGAACAGAUGGGGAGGAACAGAUGGGGAGGAACAGAGGUGGUCCCUUCCGCCACCACAAUCGAACAGCGUUUUGAUUCCCUCUCUGCUCCCCACCAUCCUCCCCCCAACUCUCUCCCCGGCAUCUAUUUAGGUUCCCCCCAUCCUAUCCUCUCUUACCUUGUAUCCCCUGCCCUGCUUCCCCCCAUCCCCUUCCCUGCUUCCCCCCAUCCCCUUCCCUGCUUCCGGCUGGGUCGGGUCGGGUUUUGA